AUGCUUGGUGAUUCUUUUUACGAAGCAGAUGAUGAGUUUAAUCCUUUUGCAGAUGCCGUUUCACCUUUAAAUCCGCAAUCUGCCGAUGUGCAGACGCCUACUGAACCAACGCAUGAAAUUUCUUUAAAUACCCACGAUGCGAAUUCAAAAAUUCGGGAAGUUUCUUCUCCGGGAAAGUCAUUCAAUGUAAAAUCUCUUCCGUUAGAAACCCUCACGUUAGAUUCAGCUCCCCUAGGGCCAUUAGACCAUUCUACUUCUUCCACUGUAAAUUUUGAAAACAAUCCUGUAGGAUCGAGUGUUCACGAAUCUCCAACAGUUCCUGCCGAAUUAUCUUUUUCACCAAAUAUUCCUCAUGGCGUGCAUGCUGUUUCUCAUGGGUUGCGUAUUUCUGAAGUCAACCCUUACUCUUCAGAACCUUUGAGCGCCGCCCAAGAAGAAUCAAGACAGAAAGAAAAUCUCGAUACCACUCCUGAUAUGGGGCUCACUGAUGCUGCACCUCAUUCUUCUGAUCCCUCCCUUGCCCCUGCUAUGUCCCAGAAACACAAAGACAGCCAGGUUGUGGCGGAGCUAGAGGUGCCUGCUGUCCCACCUUUGAAUAUUCAAGUACAUGAUCCUCACACUGUAAGUGAGCUUGCAAAGUCUCACACAGUCUAUAUGGUGAGUUCACAAAUGGAUAGUGGUUCUGCCCAAGCCACCGAAAUUACUGUCCAAAGACGGUAUAGAGAUUUUGACUGUCUCUAUCAACUUUUGUCUAAUAAUUAUCCUGGCUGCAUAAUUCCUCCUCCGCCCGAAAAGCAAGUGGUUGGUCGAUUGGAUGACGAUGUAGUCGAACAUCGCCGAGCUGCUUUAGAGGUCAUGCUGCGCAAAAUCUCUUCUCACCCUCUUUUAAGAAAUGAUUCAUUUUUCGAAAGUUUCUUGCAAGUUGAUUACUUUGACACAAAGCUUACAAACUACGUUACUCCCAUUGAUGCUGCUUCUUCUUCCACUAAUUCUGGCUCAUCUGGUCUACUUGACUCUUUUACAUCCGCUUUUCAAACGUCUUCUUCAUCUAAAUAUGUUGAACAAGAUCCCUGGCUUGCCGAAACGAAACUGUCGUUAGACACUCUUGAAAUUCAGCUAAGAUCCAUGUACCAUGCUAUAUUGGUUUGUAUAGAUCAACGCUUGCAAUUUUUAUCUUCGAUACAUGAUUUUGGAGAAUCUUUAGCAAACCUGUCCUUGGUUGACCUUGAUUCUUCUCUUUCCUCCCAGCUUGACAGUCUAUCUCAGAUACAGAUAGAGCUUCAGUUUUCUCAAGAAAGAAAGGUAGCUCAGGAUAACUUGACUCUGGGUGUAACUAUUGAAGAAUACAUCCGUAAUAUAGAAAGUGCUAAAAAUGCGUACACUAGUCGACAAAAGCUAUGGCAAGUUUGGCAAUCUUCUUUACAAUCACUUUCUCGUCUCGAUGCCCAACUAGAUAAGAGUCGGAAACAAUCAAAAUUUAAUCAAAAGUCUCUUCCUUACCUAGAGGGUCAAGUUGAUAAGUACCGAGCCAAAUCUUCUCAACUAGAGCAGCAGUUUGAGAAGUCAACUGCUUUACUAAAACACGAUUUGAAGCAAUUUUCUAACAAUAGAGUCGACGAUUUGAAAGCUAGUGUUGAAACAUGGCUGGAGUCAGCGAUUGAAUCGCAAAAAGAGUUAAUUGACAGAUGGGAAUCGUUUCUAGAAUAA
Messenger RNA from Schizosaccharomyces osmophilus, 1707 nucleotides. It is a transcript of the gene vps5, whose product is annotated as retromer complex subunit Vps5. The transcript has a single exon. Gene Ontology annotation, molecular function: phosphatidylinositol binding. Gene Ontology annotation, cellular component: endosome. Bases 1 to 1707 code for a protein of 568 amino acids. Gene Ontology annotation, biological process: protein retention in Golgi apparatus; retrograde transport, endosome to Golgi. The record is from RefSeq and is a predicted model, not a curated record. Lineage: Eukaryota; Fungi; Ascomycota; Schizosaccharomycetes; Schizosaccharomycetales; Schizosaccharomycetaceae.